UACUUGAAGCCAGCCCUCUUGUCCUCGUCUCCACACCUCUUCUCUUUCUCUAGGGAGCGCCAGUGAAGAGAAGAAAAACAAACGGCUACCCUCCGACGGGAGGGUCGAGGAUUUAAGCUGAUUUCGCACUUUUUUGUUUGUUUGUUUUUCGUUUCUUUUUGUUUUGUAUCGUUCAUUAAUUUAUCCCCCGGCAAACUUGACAAACACCUGGAGGAGGCUGAUGCGCGAGGCUGAUUCCAUUUGUAUUCAUGGUUUUGUUUUCUCUCUCCCGCGAGCAUGAGAACGUGCACAUGGAAGUUCGCUUUUCUAUUGGGGAUAGCGUGUUUUACCAUAACCGCCUUUAUCUACGGACACUAUGACUUGGAUUUCAUACACAGUGGCGAUCGCGUGAUCCUGGGAAGACCUCUGAAAGUGACUGGAAGCAGCCUCCCCCCUUUAGAGGAGAAUGGGAAGAACACCACAGCGCCCUCAGAGGAUGAGUGGGCGAGGCCGUGCUCCCUCAGAGAGGUGGCCCAGCGGGACCCGGCGCUGGGUCAGGUCUUCAACUUCUCCGUGCCGGUGCUGCAGUGGGCGGGGCUCCUCAACCCCCAGGAGUGGCAGCGCCUGCAGCAGGACCCGGGCCCUUACGGCUGGAAGGGCCUGGCCUGGGACGUGGUGAACUCGACUCUGGCCCUUCUUAGCGAGCCGCGGGACGGGCAGCUGUUCGACCGCGGCGAGCAGAGGGGGUGCGUGCGCUGCGCUGUCGUGGGCAACGGCGGAAUCCUGAAGGGCUCCCGCCAGGGCAAAGCCAUCGACGCCCACCAGUUCGUCUUCAGGGUGAACGGGGCCGUGACCAAGGGCUUCGAAGAGGACGUGGGCACCAAAACCUCCUUCUACGGCUUUACCGCCAACACCCUGAAGAACUCGCUGGCCGCAUACCGGGCCGUGGGGUUCACCAGGGUCCCCCAGGGGCAGGGCGUUCACUACAUCUUCAUUCCCGCUAACACCCGAGACUACCUCCUUCUGUCCGCCGCCAUCAGAGGUAUUCCUGUUCCCUCAGACCACGACAAAGGAGACGUGCCAUCCAAAUAUUUUGGUCAGAAGUCCUCUGUUGACAAGUUUAAGAUGCUUCACCCGGACUUUGUCAGGUAUAUCAAAGAAAGGUUUCUAAAAUCUCCGCUCUUGAGGAAGAAGUACAGUCACCUGUACAUGCCCAGCACAGGUGCGCUGAUACUAUUCACCGCCCUGCAUACAUGUGACCAGGUGUCGGCGUACGGCUUCAUCACGGACAACUACGGGGCCUUCUCCGAUCACUACUUCGACAGGGUGAAGAAGCCCCUCAUCUUCUACGUCAACCACGACAUGCAGAUGGAGGGGCGGGUGUGGGAGCAGCUGCACACCCAGAAGGUCAUGUGGCUGUACAAGAGGCCGUUGGGAGCGUGAGGCAUGCUGGGAUUGCGUUGGGGGAGGGGGUGCCUCUCACAGAGACCCCAGACGCAGUGACAAUCAUUCUGUUUCCGAGCCUAAUCCAGGAGAACCACUCCUCACACACGAGGAACGGGCAAGCAGCACCUCUCCGUUUGAGUUUUGUCAGGUCUGGGAACAUUCUGGAUUUUCCUUAACAUGGAAGGUAGAUUUUGGGCACACGGAGAAUGCACGCUACUGACAGCCAGAGGCUUGCUAGCGCUCCCAGGGCACUGACACACCUGAACUGUAGCAGAAUCUCAGGUGAGAGACAGAUUAACUGAGAGAGUGACUGAGUGAGUGAGAGAGUGACUGAGAGAGUUUGACUCUUUUUAAAACUUCUGUACUUUGUACACUGGUAAAAACCUGCUGAUAUACUUCACUCCGUUAGUAAUUUCUCUCUAAUUUGUGUUAAAAUGUACAAUCAUUCCAAAUGGACAGGGUUGUUUUUGUACUGACCGCUAAUAUAUAGCAGUGUUUGAGAUUUCUGUUAAGCUUUUGGUUAAUAAAAUCCUUUGAAGCACAUUCA
Molecule: messenger RNA, 1972 nt
Organism: Anguilla rostrata (American eel)
Lineage: Eukaryota; Metazoa; Chordata; Actinopteri; Anguilliformes; Anguillidae
Gene: st6galnac2
Product: ST6 (alpha-N-acetyl-neuraminyl-2,3-beta-galactosyl-1,3)-N-acetylgalactosaminide alpha-2,6-sialyltransferase 2
Exons: 9
Coding region: 277-1422 (381 amino acids)
Biological process (GO): protein O-linked glycosylation
Molecular function (GO): alpha-N-acetylgalactosaminide alpha-2,6-sialyltransferase activity
Source: RefSeq, a predicted model, not a curated record